AUGUUGUUUUCUCAUAUGGGCUAUGGCAUUCGAUCUUUCGGCAGUGCUCUCGCAGUCUGUCUGCUGGCUACCGCGACGCUUAGCGAAAUUAUCCUUACCACACCAAUCGGUAUCAAGGCAGAUGGUAAGGGCACUGUCUACUGUCUCUUCUACACGGAGGAAUCGUACGGCAUUACCGAGGGGAAGGAAGCCGCAGCCGCCUUUGCAGAUGCGAAUGGCAAAUAUACAUUCCAGGACCUUUUCGGCCCCAAUACCCUGCUCGACACUGCCUUUGGGAACCCCAGCACGGAUAAUCAGGAUAUAUGCUGGGCGUGUUCCGAGGCCAUGGCCAGAUAUGCAAGCGAAGUCCUGAUCACGGAGUGUUGUUAUCACAGGGACCACCCAGCCGACGAGCCCGAAGACUUCAAGGAUGAUAUCAAAUUAGACACUGAGUAA
This is a messenger RNA of Anthostomella pinea, 435 nucleotides long. The record is from the annotation of a GenBank genome assembly. Lineage: Eukaryota; Fungi; Ascomycota; Sordariomycetes; Xylariales; Xylariaceae.